AUGGUCCGGAACUCGCGUUACACAAUCUUGAUUUUGGUCAUUUGCGCCAUUUGGUACCUCUCGGUGCCUUCCAGAGGCAGCUGCGACCCCGCCGAGUGGACGGGCGCACACGGCAGGAAGCGCGGGGGAUUCCGCUGGGAGCAACACGGAGCUCCGUUGGACGCGCGUUUUCAAGAGAUUAGCGUGUCAGAGUGA
Molecule: messenger RNA, 195 nt
Organism: Emiliania huxleyi CCMP1516
Lineage: Eukaryota; Haptophyta; Isochrysidales; Noelaerhabdaceae
Exons: 2
Coding region: 1-195 (64 amino acids)
Source: RefSeq, a predicted model, not a curated record